Molecule: messenger RNA, 1975 nt
Organism: Bicyclus anynana (squinting bush brown)
Lineage: Eukaryota; Metazoa; Arthropoda; Insecta; Lepidoptera; Nymphalidae
Exons: 2
Coding region: 126-1319 (397 amino acids)
Molecular function (GO): lipid binding
Source: RefSeq, a predicted model, not a curated record
ACGAUUUGUACGAAACAACGACGUCCGCUAAACUUGCCACAGGAGAAAAUAAAAUAAGUGAAACAAUUCUCAAGGCCCUCGAUCAUUUCAAACAGCCCAACCCAGAAGGGUUCCCUGGAUUGGAAAUGCCUGAUCCAUAUUUAUUGCCCGAUACGACACAAUCGAUUGGGUUUGGAGCUACUCUGACGUUUACAGAAACUACUCUUUAUGGUGUAAGCAAAUUUCGCGUAGUGUAUAUAAAAGCUGAAAUCGAAGAUAUGGAGUGCCGCGCAGCUCUCGUUAUGGAUAAACUACAAAUUCGUGGCAAGUACAUACAUAAGACUUGGUUUACAUCUACAAAAGGAGAUAUAACAUCAAAUGUCACUGACAUUAAAGCCACAGCAAUCGCCACUUUAGGAGUAGAACGAGAUGGGAAAUUAAGAGCACAAAAUAUAUCAAUGGAUAUCUCAUUUCAAAAUAUUGCUGUCAGUAUUGAAAAUGCGGGUGUAUUAGCCACUUUAGUAUCGGGAUUCGUUAACUCUAUGGGAUCCUUUCUUUUUGAAGCUAUCAAACCUGUCUUGCUCCGGGACGCACAUACUAAUAUGAGACAAGAAAUAAACAAAAAACUGGACGAAGUGAUCGGAGAUAUAGAGUUCCCUAAUACAAUAUCACCGAUUGACAUGAUUAUAAUAGAUGCUAGAAAAAAAAUUAUAGAAAUGAAAGCAGAUCCGAUGAAAAUUGUGGACUACAAUAUUACAACUAACUUAUUUGAUAUAAGACUCUAUAACACCUGGCUAACUGGUCUGUCCUCCGUGUAUAGGAUUGGAGAUAUUAGCCUUUAUUUGGAAAAUAAUACUGUAGUUGCAGACUUUUGUAUUAGAACACAAGAAAUAAAGGGAAGUACAUUUUGGGAGGCAAAAAGUAUUGGUAGUUUAAUAAAUCUAGCAGGCACUACUUCUUUUGCCGUAAAAUAUAUACAAGGGCGAUUUGUACUUGCCCAGCCAUUGGACACCACAAAAAAAAUGGAAUUUAGAGAUUUGGAAAUGGAACUUGGGAACAUACAAAUUAGUUUUGAUGGUGCCGGCACUUUGGACUACAUUAUUGAAUUCUCAGCAAAUAUAUUACCUACCCUUCUAAGGUAUCAAUUAAUAGAGGUUUUUAUAAAUCCUAUAAAAUGGAAAGUUCAACAGGAAUUAGAUGGAAUUGACACAGAAGAGUUAAUAAGAAACGAGUUACCUAAAAUAGAUAAAAUACAAGCAGAUGGUUUCCAGCUUGCUGAACUAAGAAUGAUUAAUAUUACUGAGGAAAUAUAUAGUGGAGAUGAAUUCUUUAACUUCUAAAAGUAUUUUUGCAAAUAUUAUUGAUAUAUUGAAUGAAACAAAACUUAUUUUGUAAAGUGUAAUCAUAGCUAUUAUAAUCAAAUAACAUUUUACUAUCAUAAUUACAAUUACAUAUAAUAUAAUAAUUCUAUAUUUAGUGUAAUUAGUGUACGUACUCGUAUGUAAAUCUAUAACUAUAACAAUUGGUAAAUUCAACAAGAAUGUAUAUUAUAGUAUUAAUGUAGAUUUGUAGGUGGAUACACAUGACAGAGGUCCUGGGUUCGAUUCCCGGCUGGGCCGAUUGAGGUUUUCUUAAUUGGCUCACAGGUCUGGCUAGUGGGAGGCUUCGGCCGUGGUUACCACCCUACCGACAAAGACGUACCGCCAAGCGUUUAGCGUUCCGGUACGAUGUCGUGUAAAACCGAAUGGGGUGUGGAUUUUCAUCCUCCUCCUAACAAGUUAGCCCGCUUCCAUCUUAGAUGGCAUCAACACUUACCAUCAGGUGAGAUUGUAGUCAAGGGUUAUCUUGUAAAGAAAUAAUUUUAAAAUACUGUAAUGAUGUAACAAACAAAAUUGUAGUUAUGUGCAAUGUCCCUUCAAUUAUAAUUAGAUGACAAACAACAUAUGCGAUCCCUGACUAGUGCAAAAUUAUUGUUGAAAUAACAUUAAUUUUGUUU